This is a messenger RNA of Spodoptera frugiperda (fall armyworm), 415 nucleotides long. It is a transcript of the gene ND-B8, whose product is annotated as NADH dehydrogenase [ubiquinone] 1 alpha subcomplex subunit 2. NCBI's taxonomy places the organism in Eukaryota, Metazoa, Arthropoda, Insecta, Lepidoptera, Noctuidae. The coding region runs from base 93 to 362 and encodes 89 amino acids. The transcript is spliced from 3 exons. The record is from RefSeq and is a predicted model, not a curated record.
AAAUAAAUAAUUGUCAAUAAUGUCAAUCUGAAUCUGACAUUUUUAAGAAGAUUCGACUUUUGUGAGGAAUCGUAUUUUCAAUUACGUAAAAAAUGUCUUACCGCUUUGGUACCGCCAUCAGGGAACUGAGGAUUCAUUUAUGCCAAACAAGCAAACAUUCUGAAGGUGUAAGGAACUUCAUACAAAAGUACUAUGUUAACCUUAAAAAAGAGAACCCUGGCUUCCCGAUAUUGAUUCGUGAAUGCUCCGGUGUACAGCCACGAAUCUGGGCUCGAUAUGAAAAAGGAGAAGAACGCAGCAUGUCUCUCACCGACCAGAACGCUGACAAUGUUCUCUCGGCCGUGAAACAGCUAUCAAAGUAAAUUAUGUUGUUAUAUUAUAUUUAUGUUAAUAAAAAUAUUUAGUUAAUAGCAAA